Molecule: messenger RNA, 2331 nt
Organism: Pseudocercospora fijiensis CIRAD86
Lineage: Eukaryota; Fungi; Ascomycota; Dothideomycetes; Mycosphaerellales; Mycosphaerellaceae
Exons: 14
Coding region: 1-2331 (776 amino acids)
Source: RefSeq, a predicted model, not a curated record
AUGCUACGCAGCGCAAUGCAUCAUCAACAGCAGCACCUUUUCACCACUGCGGCCACCACCACUGCCAACAAAUUACAAUUGCCUUCACCACCAUCUGGAAGGCACUCGCAACAUCUAUCAACAACCUCCAAAGCCUCUUUGACGCUGGCAGUGUGCUGCUGGCGGCCAGCCUGGUGUCGAACGCCCAGUGCAUUACAGCAUUUACCAGCGCAACGCAACACGCGCAUCGAACCGUGGGUCCGUCCUCGGCGAGCACGCUUCUCCUCGUCAACCACCCGGCUGAAUCAACGACGCGUCUGCAAGAAUCGACGGACAAACAGCUCUGGCAUCGCAAAUCCAGAUCUUCACGCAAAGAGCUCGAUCCCUCGAUCCAUACCUGAGAAGCCGUCGAAGCAGCAGCGCAGUUACAAGUCCCUCCAAGAGAAUUCUGCGCGUAUUGGUGGCAGUACCGGCAAGACAUUCGCAAAUCUACGGACCAAAAGGAGCGCGCAGAAAGUGGUCCAAGAAGCACGACAUCGUUGCCGUGUCCCUGGCAUGCUCGAAUGGGGUGGCCAAGUCGACAAUGCUCCAUCAAAUCCAUCCCAGCUUGAUACACGAGUUGUAACCACCGCGCGGCCGUCACAGCAACGCAUCCCAAGUUCCUCAGGAUCCUGCAGCAUGGCAGCGCAUCGCAAUCAUACUGUGCAGUCACGAGAAGCUCCCGGCUCGAACAGUCUAGGAAGAGUUUCGAGCACGAUUUGGGUCACAGACGGAAGAUGGGCAGAUCGCAGCAAGAGCCGGGACACCGGUACUAUGAGACAACGACUGCCUUGCCUUCGUUUAAUUUGCCCACGGUCCACGGAUAUCGAAGGCUCCUUGUUGGAAGACGGUGGUCGUGAAUCAGGGCUUGCGCUGAUAAGUUCUUUUCCGUCCUCUGAACGACCAUCUUUCCAGCCCCUGGGUCUUAUCUAUCAGCACGGAAAUCGAAACGAGGUCCUCGACCAGCAGAGGCCGGCGACGCGGAUCUUCGGACUGAAUAGAGCAUUGCACAAUGCCACUGGUUACUCUAUAGGCGACAGUCUGCCAUCGCCACCAAUGCCUUUUUCGAAAAACCAUUUGCAAGUCGACAUCGAAGGAUCGAAAAGCAACAUCGCUACGACUCCAAUGCUUGGCCACCAUAAGCCAGAUCGAAGGAUGUGCAAUCUCACAGCUUCGAGCGUUGACAGUUAUCGCCGCCAACGCUUUUUCGGAUGGGUGGGCAGAGAGCGUUCGACUUCGCUAUUACACCAUGCGGAGAGAGAUGAAGAAUUAAGGCCAAAGCGAGCGUUCGGUUUCGCGAUUACGUCGUUGGAUAUGAUACCUUUAUUUCCGAAGACGCAACGCGGAGAGAUGGGUGAGAAAGCAGUAGCCACUUCCGGAGAUCUUCUUUUUCAGUCUGCUGCGACACCAUGCGGCGGUGACAAAGACCGUUGGAGGGCGAGACAGCAGCGUGAGUCCAGGACGAUAUUAUAUGGCCACUACCUUACGAAUCCUACGUGCGCUGCAUGGCCAGAUUCAUCUUCAUCGAAAUGCUCAGUCCCGGCUGAGGGAUAUGACGCGGCCCAAGCUCAUCGACAAAAAGCUUUGGGAGUUGCUCCAAACGACGUUGAUUGUAUCCCUUGUACUUCUUCUCGAGACGAUCGACUGGAACGAACGAUGCAGCUUGCAGAGUCCACAUUCAUCCAUAAAACCACGCAGUCGUCACUCACGAAUAUCAUCGACUUGAUAACUGGUCUGGCCUUGCCUGUUUUUCCCAACCUCAUUUUCGUAUGGAACUGCUUCUUACAGGACUGCUCCACUGGAAACUUCCAACAGGCCAGGAUUGGCCACCUCACACAGCCUGCCCCAGUCGGUCAGGAGAACGAUAUCACCGUCUUGAAGAUGCCAUAUUCCGUGCUCCAGAGCAACACAGUACAUUGGACUGGCUUGAACUUGAAAUGGAAACUCGCCAAGCAGCACCGAAUCUUCCUCAACCACCACCAGACGAGGCUCGGUCCGCGGAAUGCAAGACGCUUCGUUCCACGUACUCAAUGUUGGACCGAUCAUCGCUACCAUUCUCGUAUUGCAGCACUCCACUAUCGAACUGAGAACUGCCGAAACGACCCCAACUCCCUCGUCUCGUAUUGGCUGAAGGUAUCAAGCGAGCCGCAUUUCGCACACGCUACAGUGGUUGGUGCACUGGGCGAUUGGAGUUCGGAAGAUUUGGGCCAAGUUGAGGUUGCCGGAAUGGAGCUGGUGACUGAUGCAAAGCGGACGAGGCUGAAAAGAGAUCCUGAUGGCAUCGGCAUCCUGAAGCUACAUGUAGUUUCGUAG